Messenger RNA from Propithecus coquereli (Coquerel's sifaka), 1002 nucleotides. It is a transcript of the gene NRIP2, whose product is annotated as nuclear receptor interacting protein 2. The record is from RefSeq and is a predicted model, not a curated record. Gene Ontology annotation, biological process: proteolysis. Lineage: Eukaryota; Metazoa; Chordata; Mammalia; Primates; Indriidae. Gene Ontology annotation, molecular function: aspartic-type endopeptidase activity.
AUGGCAUCUCCCGAGCGCGAGUGGCUCCCAGGGCCAGGACCCCAGAACUGCAGCCGCGGCCCUGCCAGCCCUCCCCCUGCCCUGGGGCUGGCUUCUCCGGCUGGAGCCUCGCUCCUCCUCUGCAGCCUCGGGAAACCGGCGCCUGCCGCGCUGCUGCUGCACCUCGUUUCUUUCCUGCCUCUCUUCCUCCCGCCGAGACCCUCGCGUGAGAAGCGGAGCGGCAACCCCGACCCGAGGCUGGCAGGAAGAAGCAGGGGGACGCAGGGGAAGCCCCCUCAGACGCCCCCAGCCCCCUUCCCCGCAGGGGCCAUGAGCGCGAGGCGGGAGGCCAGGAGAGACGAGGGGGACGCCGGGAGGACGGGACAGCAGGCAGAGCUUCGGGACCGAGCCCACCUGGGCCAGCAGCGCCGGCUCAAACAGGCCACCCAGUUCCUGCACAAGGACUCGGCGGACCUGCUCCCGCUGGACAGCCUCAAGAGGCUCGGCACCUCCAAGGACUUGCAGCCACACAGCGUGAUCCAGAGACGCCUGGUGGAGGGAAACCAGAGUCGGCUUCUGGGGGAGUCUCCCCUGGUGCAAGCCCUGGCUCAUGGCCAGGAAAGCAGGAAGCCCAGCAGGGCAGAGAUCCCAGCUCUUCUGGUCAACUGCAAGUGCCGGGACCAGCUGCUCAGAGUGGCCGUGGACACAGGCACCCAGCACAAUCAGAUCUCCGCGGGCUGCCUCAGCCGCCUGGGGUUAGGGAAGAGGGUCCUAGAAGUCCCAGCUGGGGACCUGGCACCUGAGCCCCCAACCCAGGUGGAGCAGCUGGAGCUACAGCUAGGGCAGGAGACCGUGGCAUGCUCAGCGCAGGUGGUGGAUGUCGAGAGUCCUGAAUUCUGUCUGGGGCUGCAGACCCUGCUCUCUCUCAAGUGCUGCAUCGACCUGGAACGCGGAGUGCUGCGGCUGAGGGCCCCGUGCUCGGAGCUGCCCUUCCUGCCUUCCCACCAAGAGCCUGGCCAGUGA